ACUUUAUGAAACGAGUAGCUAAAAUUACGACAGAUAUCACAACUCUCGAACCAAAUAAGUGAAUAACCCAUGUGAUCGAUAUAGUGAUAAAAUAUUACCUAUCAAAGACACACAUAUCACUCCUAUUCAAACACCAAAAGAUACCACUUAUCAAUAUAAAGAAUACAACAGAUCCAUAUAAUAUAAGGCAUGGUAUUCCUUUGAUUCUUUCUUAUCAAUCAAUUAAUCAAUGGAAUUGCCUUUCAAUUUAACUAUCAUUGAAAAAUGUCACAUCUCUCCACCACCGGAUUCCAUCAUCCCACCAAUCUCUCUUCCACUAACUUUCUUAGACAUUCCUUGGCUUUUCCAUCCUUCAAACCAAACCCUUUUUUUCUUCCAAAAACCACCACCCAAAACCACCAUCACCACCGUCAUAAACCACCUCAAACAAUCACUUUCUUUAACCCUCCACCACUUCCAUCCUCUUGCCGGCAACCUCUCUGUUCCACCACCACCAGCCGAACCAUAUAUUCUUUACAAAAAAGGCGAUUCCGUCUCAUUAACCAUUGCCGAAACAAAUACCAAUUCUAACCAUCUUUCUAGCCACAACCCAAGAAACCUCACUAAUCUUUACUCACUUUUGCCAAAACUUAUAUCACCCUGCUUGUCACGUGACACCCACGUGACUAAUGUCCUGCCUCUUCUCGCUAUCCAAAUUACAGUUUUUGGUGAUUCAGGGUUUUGUAUUGGUAUCACAGUACAACACGUGGCGGCUGAUGAAAGAACACUUGAUCAAUUUAUGAGGUGUUGGACUUCAAUUUGUAAAUCUUUAUUAUUAAAUAAAGAUAGUUUUUUUGGGUUCAAGUUUUCUAGUACUACACCUUGGUUUGAUAGGUCCAUAAUUUUGGACACUUUUUCACUUAAGUCAACAUUUUUGAAAAAAUGGUGGAACCAAAUGAAUUCUUACAAAAAUUCCCAUGAAGAAACCAAGAAAGAUAAUAAUAUGGUUCAAUCAACUUUUGUUUUGAAGUUAUCAGACAUUAAUAUGAUCAAGAAUCAUAUUUUGGUCAAAUGUAGAAUGAUAAAUGAGGACCCACCAAUUCAUUUAUCUCCUUAUGUAAGUGCAUGUAGUUAUAUAUGGAUUUGUUUACUUAAAGUUGGAGAAAUUAUUGAUACAAAAGAUGGGUGUCAAUAUUUAGGAUUUAAUGCAGGUGGGAUUACAAGAUUAGGAUAUGAUGUGCCUUCAAAUUACUUUGGUAAUUGCAUAGGUUUUGGGAGAUGUAAGGGUUUAGAGAAUGAAUUAUUAAGUGAAAAUGGUGUUGUAUUUGCAGCAAAAUGUAUAGGAAAAGAGAUUAAGAGGCUUGAUAAGGAUGUAUUAGGUGGUGGUGAGAAUUGGAUUAGUGAUUGGAAUGAAUUGAAUAUAAGGAUUCUUGGUUCACCAAAAGUUGAUUCAUAUGGUUUGGAUUUUGGGUGGGGGAAAGUUGUUAAAGUUGAGAAGAUAUCAAGUGAUUUUAAUUACCAUGGUAAUAAGGUAAAUGUAAUUUCUUUGAGUGGGAGUAGAGAGUUCAAUGGUGGAAUGGAAAUUGGUGUUGUUCUUUCUAGAGAUAGAAUGAAAGCAUUUAGUUCUGUCUUUAAUGAUGGUUUAAGGAAUCUUAAUUAAUUGACGAUGAUAAAUGAUGUGGGCCAAGAUUUCUGCACAGGAGAAUAGUACAUUUCAUUGUUGUGAUUCUUUCUUUUCUAGUAAUGUACGCUUGUUUAGAUGUGAGUUUUGGACAAAUGUUCUAUUUUAAAGUAUUAUAUAUACCAUGUGAAUAAUUAUGGUGUUUCAUUAGUUCUUGGUGCAAAAUAAUUCCGAUUUUUGAUUUCUCUAUUGGGGAUCUUAUUAGCCUAUAUGAAAAGGGGAACAACGGGAAGAAUGCAGUCAUACAUGAUACAUGCAAUCUUCUUUACUGCGUGUUGGUGUUUGUAGAAAGUGAGAAACGACGUAUGUUUUAACGGGAUCCCACCCUCUUGCCCUCUUGGCAAAGCUAAAAGAAGAUGUACAUUGGCUGAGUUUUUUCUGGCUUCAAUGUAGAGCAAAAUUCCAAGAAUUAACAUGGAAAAGAUGGUGGAAAUUCAAGUUACAGUCUCAACCAACAACACGUCUUAGUGGGCUGAAAGGGCUGGCUGACACAGAAAAAGAACAUGUUUAACUGGGCUGAAAUGGUAGUCAAUAAAAGAAGCUGUUACUUUUUCUCUCUUUUAUAUGUUAUUGUUGUAAAAAGACUUUAUAGAAAACUGAGGUUUCUUGGGUA
Molecule: messenger RNA, 2273 nt
Organism: Erigeron canadensis
Lineage: Eukaryota; Viridiplantae; Streptophyta; Magnoliopsida; Asterales; Asteraceae
Product: anthocyanin 5-aromatic acyltransferase-like
Exons: 1
Coding region: 230-1639 (469 amino acids)
Source: RefSeq, a predicted model, not a curated record